Messenger RNA from Carcharodon carcharias (great white shark), 834 nucleotides. Its product is annotated as gamma-crystallin S-1-like. Bases 1 to 834 code for a protein of 277 amino acids. Gene Ontology annotation, molecular function: structural constituent of eye lens. The transcript has 4 exons. Gene Ontology annotation, biological process: lens development in camera-type eye; visual perception. NCBI's taxonomy places the organism in Eukaryota, Metazoa, Chordata, Chondrichthyes, Lamniformes, Lamnidae. The record is from RefSeq and is a predicted model, not a curated record.
AUGAUUGUCGCUGAAACUGGUCCUUUGUCAUUCCAAAUGGAAGUGGAAAGCCGAAUUGAUCCAAAACUUGUGGAUCAUCGAAGUAGAGAGACAUUCCAACAACCAGCUAUUCCGCCAGUGAUUAACGUCAAACCUUUAAUCCCGGAGGUGAUAGAUCAACCUAGAAUAGACAUACCUGAUGUCUCGUUAGGAUUGCCUAACCCUGAAUUGCCGCUUUCCAAGGAUGUACCGUAUGCUGCAAUUCCUGAUCAUGUCGAUCCAGUAGUAGAGCAAUGUUACAUCAGCUGCUCAUCUAACUGUGAGCUCAAAAUGGGAAAGAUCAUCUUUUACGAGGACAGGAACUUCCAGGGUCGGCACUAUGAGUGCAGUAGUGACAGCGCUGACCUGUCCCCUUACUUCAGCCGAUGUAACUCCAUCCGUGUUGAGAGUGACUGGUGGGUGAUAUAUGAGAGACCCAAUUACAUGGGAUACCAGUAUGUUCUGAGCAGGGGAGAAUAUCCUGACUACCAGAGCUGGAUGGGAUUCAAUGACAACAUCAGGUCAUGUCGCUCCUACCCAUAUGUAAGUGGAAACUAUAGAAUGAGGAUUUACGAGAGACCUGACUUUGGAGGACAGAUGAUGGAAUUCAUGGAUGACUGUCCAUCUGUCUACGAUUGUUUCCGUUACCGUGACAUUCAUUCGUGCCAAGUGAUGGGUGGUUACUGGAUCUUCUAUGAACAUCCCAACUACAAAGGCCAACAGUACUUCCUGAGACCCGGUGAAUACAGGAGAUACAGUGACUGGGGCGGCUACAACUCAACUAUCGGAUCUUUCAGGCGCAUGAGGGAUUUCUAG